AUGGAAAAACCCUUAGACAGCCAACUUGGCAAUUCUCUCCAACCCCCAACCCAAGCAUACCCCAGCACCUCCACAUCACCAACGCAAAAUUACCUGACGACAAAAUACGGUCUGUCUUGCAUACACCCAGGGGAAACAAGCGUUACCGUCGCAUUCUGUGGCGCCGGGCGCCAGCUGAAGUUUCCAGAUCCAGGUUCCGCGUUGUGGAAACGGGGCGCGCCGGUGCGAUUGAACGGGUGA
Molecule: messenger RNA, 240 nt
Organism: Botrytis deweyae
Lineage: Eukaryota; Fungi; Ascomycota; Leotiomycetes; Helotiales; Sclerotiniaceae
Exons: 1
Coding region: 1-240 (79 amino acids)
Source: RefSeq, a predicted model, not a curated record